GGCACACAGACGAGCAACCGCCACGAUUUCAAUUCAAAACAAAUGAAAUGAGAGCUUUCAAAUAUUGAUGCAAACACCGCGUGCUACUGUUACCCAGUAAACAUGGCAGACGUUGAUCUCAUGUGCAAUUUCAAGAGUUGCCUGAAGCUGCUGAAGAAAUCAGCUUGGGUGACGAGUUGUUCCCAUAUUUUUUGUGAUGAGGACGGCAUGCGGGAGCUGAUGAGUGCUAACUCAAACUGCAAAUGCCCUGUUUGUGGAGCUGCUUUGAGCCAUUCUUCAGACAUUGUAAAGGUCGAACUCAAUCCAACAGAACAUUUUAAAUCAAUGGUUCUCACUGGUCUGUCUCCGGAAAUCGUGAUGGACAUCAUGAAUAGGUCAUUUUCGUUUUGGACUUACCAAACAAGUCUUACCAGGAAACACCAGGAAGGAGUAAUCAAAAGUUAUAAGGACAAGUUAAGUAAGCUGGAGAGCUCGUACGAGUCACUGGUAGCAAAAAUCCGACAGGAAGUACACGUGUUAAGGAAAAAGGUUGAAGAAAUGGAGAAGGAGAGGCAAGAACUGCUAAGCAGAUUAGACGAUUCAGCAAGAAAACUUUCUGAGAGGAAUCGAGAGAACCAGAAGCUCCAUAAUGCCUGCAAUGCAAUAAGGAUAGCAAACUUGAAUUCAGUAGAUUCCAACGAGCCCCCAGAAGAGUCUAAUUUCACCUCAUUCGGUCCCAAGACCAUGAACGACCUGCUGCCCAGGAGAACUGUGUCUCAGCCUCAUAUGCCUCCCCCAAUCAAUUUCACACCUCGAAACAAUGCUGAAACUCAUAGAGUGAGUUCGGCGAUUAGACGGAAGCCUCCCACCCACAAUGCCACAGGGUUCAGGUUCAACCCUGUGACGCCUCAGGUACCAACCACUACUGUUAAUUUUAACUCAUUCAUGACUCCAAAAGCUCCAAGAGUGGAACAGUGAGGAGUUUGAAGUUUGUUAUAUCAAACCCGAAUUGAUUGUGGA
Cloeon dipterum is the source of this 999-nucleotide messenger RNA. Its product is annotated as E3 ubiquitin-protein ligase CCNB1IP1-like. Gene Ontology annotation, molecular function: ubiquitin protein ligase activity. The transcript has 6 exons. The record is from RefSeq and is a predicted model, not a curated record. Gene Ontology annotation, biological process: reciprocal meiotic recombination. Gene Ontology annotation, cellular component: synaptonemal complex. Bases 103 to 957 code for a protein of 284 amino acids. NCBI's taxonomy places the organism in Eukaryota, Metazoa, Arthropoda, Insecta, Ephemeroptera, Baetidae.